AUGAAAUAUCAAGAGAAAGGUAAAAUUAAAAUAUUACCAAAACCAUCACCUGGUCCUUCACAAUCUUCUCCGCCAAUGGUGAAGAGGAAACUGGUGUCAACAAAUUCUGUACCAAAAAUUAAAAAACCUGAUACUCCAAAAAGACAAACGGGUCAUAGACCAGUUACCAGUUGUACAUUUUGUCGUCAACAUAAGAUUAAAUGUAAUGCUUCAGAGAAUUAUCCAAAUCCAUGUCAAAGAUGUGAAAAAAUGGGGCUAAAAUGUGAAAUCGAUCCACAAUUUAGACCUAAAAAGGGAUCACAAAUUCAAUCAUUAAAACUGGAUGUUGAUGAAUUGAAAGCUAAAAUUGAAAUGUUGACUAAAAAUGAAUCUUUUCUUACACAAGCUUUAAAUCAACAUAAUAUGAAUUUUUAUACUCCAGAAGUUUCACCAAUUACAACUAUUCAACAAAAUAUACCGUUAACUAAUAAUACUGACAUUUCUCCAAUUACCCCAGAAAUUAUUCCAAUACAAGAAUUUACAUUAGGAGAUGUUACAAUACCUUUAUAUAAAGCUAAUGAAUUACAUGAUAGAUUUAUGACUAAAAAUUUACUAUUUUUACCAAUUAUAAUGUCAAGAUCAGCGACAGAAUUAUACCAUAAAUCUCAAUUAUUAUUCUGGACAGUUAUUUUAACUGCUAGUUUAUCAGAACCAGAACCAACUUUAUAUAUGUCAUUAGCUUCUUUGAUUAAACAAUUAGCUAUAGAAACUUGUUGGAUUAAAACUCCAAGAUCAACACAUGUUAUACAAGCAUUGAUAAUAUUAUCAAUUUGGCCAUUGCCUAAUGAAAAAGUCUUGGAUGAUUGUAGUUAUAGAUUUAUUGGAUUAGCUAAAAACUUAUCAUUACAAUUGGGAUUACAUAGAGGUGGUGAAUUUAUUGAAGAAUUUAGUCGAAAUCAAACUAAUCUUGGUCCAGAUGCUGAUUGUUGGAGAACAAGAUCAUGGUUGGCUGUAUUUUUUUGUGAACAAUUUUGGUCAUCAUUAUUAGGAUUACCACCAUCAAUUAAUACUACAGAUUAUUUAAUCGAAAAUGCAAGAGUUGAUCAAUCAUUACCAAAAAAUUUUAGAUGUUUAAUAUCAUUAUCUAUAUUUCAAUGUAAAUUGGUAAAUGUAAUGGGUGUAAGUGUAACAAGACCCGAUGGUUUAUUAGAACCUCUGAAUAGAGCAGGCUCAUUAGGACUACUAGAUCGUGAAUUAGAAAGACUUAUAUUUAAAUUACAAAUUGAUGAUCCAACUAUAGAAGUUUAUUAUUUGUAUAUAAAAUUGAUGAUUUGUUGUUUUGCAUUUUUACCUGGUACACCAAUUGAAGAUCAAGUUAAAUAUGUGAGUCUGGCAUAUUUAUCAGCAACAAGGAUAAUUACUAUCGUAAGUCAUUUAGAAAUUUCAUUAAUUGAAUUACCUAUAUAUAUAAGACAAUCAAUUACUUAUAGUGUUUUAUUAUUAUUUAAAUUGCAUUUAUCAAAAUAUUUAAUUGAUAAAUAUUUUGAUUCAGCAAGACAAUCAAUAGUUACAGUUCAUAGAUUAUUUAGAAAUACUUUAAGUUCAUGGAAAGAUUUACAAAAUGAUAUUUCAAGAACUGCAAAAGUUUUGGAAAAUCUAAAUAUGGUUUUAUAUACAUAUCCAGAACUUUUCAAAAAUGAAGGUAGUAUAAUUACAAGAAUGAGAUCACAUUUAACAGCUUCAUUAUUUUAUGAUUUAGUGUGGUGUGUUCAUGAAGCAAGAAGAAGAACUCAAGAUAAAGUACCUAAAUCUGAUAAUGCAUUACCAUUACCAUUCUAUAAUCAAAUUACAAAAGAUGAUUUUAAAACAAUGGUAAUGACAACUCCAAAUGGAACUACAAUUACAACAUUAGUACCUACAGAUCAAGCAUUAAAUCAAGCCAGAUCAAAUGGAGAUGAUAAGACUAUAAAUGGUAUACCAUUAUCAAUGUUGGAAUCAACUGGAAGUGUAAAUGAAGAUUUAGUACUACCUUCACAGCCAGUAAUGCCACCAAUGGAAGAUAUGGAUUUCUUACAACAAAAUUGGGAAAAUCAAGAUGAUGAUUUUUUGGGGUGGUUUGAUUUAAAUAUGUUGAAGUAA
This is a messenger RNA of Insectozyma verbasci, 2118 nucleotides long. NCBI's taxonomy places the organism in Eukaryota, Fungi, Ascomycota, Pichiomycetes, Serinales, Debaryomycetaceae. The record is from the annotation of a GenBank genome assembly.